Molecule: messenger RNA, 6397 nt
Organism: Aedes albopictus (Asian tiger mosquito)
Lineage: Eukaryota; Metazoa; Arthropoda; Insecta; Diptera; Culicidae
Exons: 2
Coding region: 472-5865 (1797 amino acids)
Biological process (GO): DNA integration
Molecular function (GO): nucleic acid binding
Source: RefSeq, a predicted model, not a curated record
GGCCUAUUGAAUAUAGGUACAAGCGUUCAAAAUCAAUUAGACGAUCACACCAACCAAUAAUCCAUCCUCGUCAAUCAUCUACUCGCGGUGGCGGUGUAUUUUGAAACCGAUUUCAAUCACCGGAGUUGCCCGCUGCAAGGUGGCGGCCGUUAAUGUGCCAUCGACGAAUCACCCCGUAUCCAACGAAGCCUGCAUGCCCUAGCUGAGGAAAGUUGCAUGCCAUCCCAGCUACCCACGAAGAAUUUGCAUCCCAUCUACGUCUUUUGAGCCGUGCAAGGUUCAGAGAUUGUUCCUGUGUUUUUGAUUUUUGCUUAUACAAGGCUCGAAUAGCCUUGGCAAAGGUUAGUACCUGUCCAAGUAGCUUAUCUCUCUCCAUCCAGGUCUACCUGGUGUUUCUGUUUGCCAGGCACUCUCCGACUUCCGUUUUGACACCGUUCACCAGCGUCAUCAGCCACCGAUCCAUUGAGCAAAAUGAUGGACAACGGUGUCAGCUCAGCAGCAGCCAAUCUACGUCAGCGAGAUCAGCUAACCACCCGAAGGACGACGUUGUUGGCGCAGCUAGACCGUGCGGAGCGGUUCAUCGUCCAAUAUGAAGCCGGACGGGAUGAGCUCGAGGUACCGCUACGGAUGGAGAACCUGGACGUACUGUGGGCAUCGCUCGAGGAAGUCCAAGCAGCCCUGGAGGACCUAGAAACGACCAGUGAGGGUAAGACCGCCAAUCUUGAAACUCGUGCUUUGUUUGAACCAAAGCUCUUCCGAAUUAAAGCCAAUCUUAAAGCCAAACUGCCUCCGCCAAUUCUUCCACAAGCCAAUCGCCCUGAUCCCCCCUCUCGCGUACCUUCCACCUUGUCUAGUUUGAAGUUGCCUACCAUUUCGCUCCCGGAAUUUGAUGGUGAUUACCGUCAGUGGUUAACGUUUCACGACACGUUCCAAGCCCUCAUUCACGACAACGACGAGUUGCCCGUGAUUCAAAAAUUCCACUAUUUGCGCGCUGCAUUGAAAGGUGAAGCCGCUCAACUGAUCGAGUCAAUUGCGAUCAGUGCGGCAAACUAUCCUCUGGCAUGGGACUCAUUGAUUGGCCGGUAUUCCAACGAAUAUUUGCUAAAAAAGCGACACCUGCAGGACCUAAUGGACGUACCGCGGAUGAAGAAGGAGACUGCGGUCGCGCUACAUUCCACCUUGGAUGAGUUUCAGCGACACGUCAAGAUCCUCAAGCAACUGGGCGAGCCAACGGAUGCGUGGAGUACACUGUUGGAACAUCUCCUGUGUUCAAGACUUCACGAUGAAACCAUCAAGGCGUGGGAGGACCAUGCAGCGACUGUCGACGACCAGAGCUACUCCUGUUUGGUCGAGUUUUUGGAGAAACGAGUUCGUGUGCUGGAAUCGAUUUCGGCCAACCAUCAUGGUAAUCAACCAGCACCUGCUUCCCAGCCGAGCGGAUCCCAUUUCCGCAAACCCUUCAUCAAGAUGUCGUCCCACUCCGUGACCGAAAGUUCGUUCCCUAAAUGCCAUGCCUGUGACAACCGUCAUGCUCUAGUGAGAUGUCCUCGAUUCAUGGCAAUGGCUGUUGCCGAGAAGCUGCGUCUCGUGAAUUCCAAGCGUCUUUGUGUGAACUGCUUCCGCCAAGAUCACUUCGCCCGUGAUUGUUCUUCGAACUACACAUGCCGAGUGUGUAGAAAACGCCACCAUUCUCUGCUACAUUUGGGUUUCGCCAGCGGUUCCAAUCAACCCAAUCAAGAUUCCUCUUCCAACGUACCCAGUGCUAGCUCCAGUUCCACGCUACCUUCCAAUAGCUCCCAGAACAACGACCAACGCCGAGUCCAAUCCGCUUCGGCAAUCGCUCAACCCUCCGAUGUUCAGAGUAGUAACGUUGCUCGUGAUGCUGUUCCCACCGUGUUUAUGCUGACUGUUGUCCUCAAGAUCGUAGAUGCGUAUGGAAAGGAGCACUACGCUCGCGCUCUGCUCGACAGUGGUUCCCAACCAAAUUUGAUGACGGAUCGAAUGGCACAGCUGCUCCGGUUGAAACGGCAGAAGUUCAACGUACAGGUACAGGGAAUAGGAGAGAAACCAGAAUACGCUAACGAGUCUGUAUCGACCGAAAUUCGUUCGCGAAAGGGAGAGUUUGCGCGGAACGUCACGUUUUUGAUCCUGCGCAAGCUGACUUCCAGUCUUCCCAGUAGUUCAGUGCCCGUGGACCAUUGGAAACUUCCCAAAGACCUCUUCCUGGCCGAUCCGGAGUUCAACCGUUCCAGUGAUGUGGAUUUGAUCUUGGGAUCGCAGCAUUUCUUCGAUUGCUUCCCUACUGCGGCAAGAAUUCAGCUGUCGGACAGUCUUCCGAUACUUGUUGACAGCGAAUUUGGGUGGAUCGUCGCAGGCGGUGCUCACCUUGUUCCUUCGUCAAUGGAUUCCGUGUGCUGCAAAACUGUUACGGUUUCCGUGGACCCCCUCGAAAAAUGUAUGGAGAAAUUUUGGAGCGUUGAGGAGCUGCCCAUCAGGUCUGCCUUUUCCGUGGAGGAGAAGGCAUGUGAGGACUACUACGUGUCAACAGUUUCGCGAACCCAAGAAGGACGAUAUGUGGUGCGCUACCCAAAGCGCGAAAACUUCAGCACCAUGAUCGGCGAAUCCAAAUCCACGGCUCUCCGGCGAUUUUCCAUGCUGGAGGGACGCUUUUCCAAAAAUCCAGGAUUGCAGGAAAGCUACGAAAGUUUCAUGGCGGAGUACUUAUCCAUGGGACACAUGCGCCAAGUACAGGAAGGGAACAACGAUGUGCUGGCUUAUUACCUGCCUCACCAUCCUGUUAUAAAAGAAGCAAGCAGAACCACAAAAACACGUGUCGUUUUCGAUGGCUCCAGCAAAACUUCCACCGGCCAUUCUUUAAACGAAGCACUGUGUGUGGGUCCGGUUGUGCAGGACGAUCUGCUGACUUUGGUGAUCCGCUUCCGAAAAUUUCCAGUGGCUGUUGUAGCGGACAUCGCCAAAAUGUACCGCCAGGUGCUAAUUCACCCCGAAGAUGCACCACUCCAAAGAAUUGUCUGGGGAUCCAACCCUUCGCAACCUCCAGCUACUUUUGAGCUGCAGACGGUCACCUAUGGCCUCGCUCCGUCAUCAUACCUGGCCACCCGCACACUGCAACAGCUUGCAGAAGACGAAGGUCAUGCUUAUCCUCUCGGCAAGCCGGCCCUCACAAAAUCCUUCUAUGUCGACGACUUCAUAGGAGGAGCCGAUUCCGUUCCUGAAGCCAUCCAAUUGCGUGUGGAGCUGACAGAUCUUCUUGCGAAAGGUGGAUUUCCAAUCCGUAAAUGGACGUCCAACAAACUAGAGGUACUGCAAGGUCUGGAUGCUGAUUCCAUUGGCACGCAGUCUAGCUUGCGAUUCGACCCGGAUGAAACCGUGAAGACGUUGGGCAUUUGCUGGGAACCUGAGCGAGACCAAUUCCGGUUCAACUACCACGUGAGCCAAACCAUCCUGAGAGCAACGAAGAGAUCCAUCCUAUCCGCCAUUUCUCAGCUAUUUGACCCGUUAGGGUUGGUAGCGCCGAUUGUUGUACGGGGAAAAAUGCUGAUGCAGGAGUUGUGGCUGAUAGCCUGCUCCUGGGACGACGAAGUCCCUGACAUCGUGAAGCAGAAAUGGCAGACAUUCUACCAUCAACUUCCGAAACUGUCAGAAUUUCGAAUUCAGCGCUACGCAUUCCAAGCUAAUUCCGUGGUACAACUCCACACGUUCGCGGAUGCAUCGGAAGCUGCUUACGGAGCUUGUAUCUAUGCACGCUCUGUAGACCCCGAAGGACGAGUUACAAUCCAGCUUUUGGCCGCGAAAACUCGCGUGGCGCCCCUCAAAAGGUUGUCUCUACCCAGGCUCGAACUGUGUGCAGCAGUUGUCGCCGCUCAACUACAUGGACGAGUCACCGAAGCGUUGGACAUGAAUAUAGCUAGCUCUUUUUUCUGGUCCGAUUCCACGGUGACGCUCCAGUGGCUGAAAUCCCCUCCAAACACGUGGAAGACCUUCGUAGCCAACAGAGUGUCCGAGAUUCAGACAACCACCCACGGCGCUCGAUGGAACCAUGUGGCAGGAUCGCAGAACCCCGCUGAUUUGCUGUCUCGUGGAAUGAGCGUUGAAGAUUUCCUCCAGAGUACGCUUUGGAAAAUUGGACCAGAUUGGCUGUCCCGUUCCGAUGAAGAUUGGCCGAUUCCUAACCAGUUCGAUUCAUCCGAGACCGAUAGUAAACGCCGACCAAUGAUUUCCGCUGUAGCUCGAGCCGAACCGAAGUACAACCCGCUGUUCUCCCGAUACUCGCAGUUCUCCCGCUUGACCCGUAUAGUAGCCUACUGCAUGAGAUUUGCUGAGAACGCCCGCUCGCAAUCCAGAACACGUCCUGUCGCUUUUGUCGGUCCUCUACCUAGCCUGUCGCUCACCGUUGAUCAACUAUCACAAGCCAGAACCAAGCUGAUUCUCCUCGCUCAGGCAGACUGCUUCCAAGAUGAGAUGAAAGACCUUCAGCAAAACCGCCCACUAAAAAGGCAAUCUUCCGUUCGACUUCUGAAUCCUUUCCUAGACCAAAAAGGUGUGUUGAGGGUAGGGGGGCGGCUUAGAUUGGCAGAACGGUCAUAUGAAUCCAAACACCCAGCUUUGAUUCCCAGUUUCCAUCCCCUUGCUAAGCUCAUAGCAACUUCCUUCCAUACAAAAUUAAUCCACGGUGGCGGCCGACUCACUUUGGCCGCAAUGCGCGAAGAAUAUUGGCCAGUCCAUGGAAGGCGACUGGUACGCAGCGUCAUUCGCAACUGUGUUCAGUGUACCCGAGCGAAUCCCGUCCCGGUCCGUCAGCAGAUCGGCCAACUUCCGGCUGCCCGAGUCACCCCGAGCAGACCCUUCGCCGUGACAGGGGUGGACUACGCUGGACCCGUCUAUUUAAAAGCCAUCCAUAAACGAGCGUCACCCACGAAGGCAUAUAUCUGUGUCUUCAUCUGCUUCACCACGAAGGCAGUUCAUUUAGAGCUGGUGAGUGAUCUGUCGACACCCGCCUUCCUCACCGCUCAUCGCCGUUUUGUUGCACGCCGAGGCCGUCCUUCCCACAUACACUCGGAUAACGGCAAAAACUUUAUCGGAGCGAAGAAUGAACUGCACCUGCUGUAUCGCAUGCUGGCUGACGAAAAGGAAGUCGAGAAGAUACAGAGAUUCUGCGCCGAAGACCAAAUCACCUGGCAUCUGAACCCGCCCAAGGCACCACACUUCGGCGGGCUCUGGGAGGCUGCCGUGAAGGUAGCCAAGUCGCAACUGCAUCGGCAACUGAGGAGCUCGCACCUCUCAUUUGAAGACAUGACGACGAUACUGGCGGAAAUAGAGGCUGCCAUGAACUCCCGCCCGCUUGUGCCCAUGACGGAGGACCCAGAGGACAGUACUGCCAUCACUCCGGCGCAUUUCCUUAUCGGAACGAGUAUGCAUGCUGUGCCCGAUCCUGACGUUAGCGGAGCCAACAUAACACGUCUGGCCCACCAUCAACGAUUGCAGCACUUGUUCCAGCAGUUUUGGCACCAUUGGAGAACGGAGUACCUCCAAGAACUCCAACGCGACACCACCAGAUGCGGCCCCAACAAUGAAGUACAACCUGGCAGACUAGUUGUGGUCGUAGACGAAUUCCAGCAUCCAACUCGUUGGCCCCUUGCCCGUAUCGAAGCUGUUUUCCCAGGGGCUGAUGGAUUGGUACGAGUAGUCAAGCUGCGGACGUCGAAGGGCACCUUUACUCGUCCAACAACAAAAAUUUGUCUGUUGCCUACCGAACCAGCGAGCUCUGAAGGCACCCAAUUCAACAGCGAGCAUCGAGAUGAUGGUCAACCGACCAACAGCAGCGAAGAAUUGCAAAUUGUUUAGUUUGUAGAAGUGUACCAUCUAGUUUUAAGCAGAAUUGAUUUACGAAUUCGAUUGUUGUAGCUUCUAGCGUUUGUAUUAGUUGAGUUGAAUUUCUCUUUAAAUUUGAAAUUUGUAAUUUCAAAGGUGGCGGCGAUGUUCUAUUUCACUGAAAUCAAAAUUAUAGAUUCAGGGCCGAUACCAAAACCGACGAUGAGUUGAGAAUUUCUCACUCUCUCGCUCAGCCUAGGAUAGUAGAUCGUGUGGUCAGUCCACAUAACGAUGACCACUCGUUCGUUAGUUUUACGCUAGCCACCGGUAAAGGCACACGCACGUCGCACGUCGGUCAGCAAAUUACGUACCUAGAUCGUAGUUCGAAUAAAUUCGUAGUUGAAUUAAUAAAAGUGAAUUUCAUUUGAAACGCGUUUGUAAAAUAGUGCUCUAUAGUGAUAUCACUUUGCCUGCAUGAUAACCGGUGUGCCGACGGUCAAGAUCCACUAGACCGCUCUGAUCUGCAUGCUCCAUACCGGAGAACCGAGGUGAGCCACGACCUGCC